AACAUUUCUCCGCCCACGACUCUUUCCGUGGAAGUCCACUAAAGCCCCUGGCUUUCACGUCCACCUUAUGCCUCAUUAUUGUGCGUAACGCUCAGACGGCGUGCGUCCCGACCCUCACUGACAUGACAGCAUCACCAAACGCCAAAAGCCCCCCUAAAGAACGGCCUUUGUAGGGGGAGAGGCGCACUUUGGAAUCCUCACACCAGCACACAGCCUACUGGAUGUUUACAGGGACUACACAGUGGUUUGGACAUGUGUGAUCUUGAACGAGCAGGCAGGAAAUAAAGUGCGCACCUCCGUCUGCUGGUACAUCGUGGGUAACAGGGAAGUGACUAACCUCCUUUUCUACGUUGCCAAAGGUUGUUUAUGUCCUUCCUAAAGGCACUCGGAAAAAACAUUUUUCGCUUCCUCGACAGUCGUUUUAACUGACAGCAACUGAGCAGCUGAGGACUGACCGUCAGCGUCAAAGUGAGUGGUGAGGGCAGGAAAUGUUCGGAGGGAUGUUCGGGCUCUCUGAGAACUUCUGAAAGGGAAGUGGGGAAGAAAAGCAACGGGCCUAUAUUUUGAUUUUCAAUGUUUUGAAGUUUCCAUUUGCUGAAGCACUGCUUGACCAUGGCCCAGUGGAGCCACAUGACGCAGAUUUUACAGGACCUCCCUUCAGAAACAGUCAGCAGCCUCUAUCCUUCAGACACUUUCCCCAUUGAAGUCAGAUAUUAUAUCGCCGACUGGAUCGAGAGCCGUGGAUGGGAAGAUUUUUCCAUAGAAAAGGUGGAACAGAACAACCAAGCUUUGGGUCUGUUAGAAGAGACCGUCAGCAUGCUGCAAAUGGUUACUCAGCAGGGCAUCAACGUAGUGGACAGGAUGAAGCUCCUGCAGACCAGCAAAAACAUGGUAAUGUUUCGGCCACAACCUCUGCAAUUCGCAAUAAUGGUCAGAGACAUCCUCCGGAAGGAGAGGGUCUUGAUCAAUUCCAGAAAGCCUUCACAGUACCCAAGUCCCUCAGUACAAGUCCCACAGCAACCCAACAUGAACAUGAACAUGCAAGAUGUUGACCACCUUGUUCUAAAGGCACUUGAUGUUCAGGAAAUCCGGAAAAAAAUGCACCAUUUGCAAGAGGAGCUCAACUGGGAAAGACAAAACUCUGAGAGUUUGCAAGGAACUCCAGACUUUAAGAAGUGCCUGAAUAAAAUACAGCAGUUAGAGCACAACCUGAAGACGAUGGCCUCGAAACGUAUUAAGCUGCUGCAGGAGUGUGUGGACUGUCUGGAAUGCUGCCAAGCCAGGUUCAUCAGCAGACUGAACGAGUGGAGGUGGCAGCAGCACAAGGCAGCGAUAGGACAUCCCUUUGAUGACAAUCUGUACCCCCUGCAGACCUGGUGCGAGCAGAUGCUUGGAAUAAAUGGGAACCUGAGACAGGAGUUGAUAUUGAUUGGGGAACCAAUCACAGACCUCCAGGAAAGGCUGCGGAAGCUUCUGAAGGUUCUGAUUGAGAGUUCUCUUGUUGUGGAUAAGCAGCCCCCCCAGGUCAUCAAGACUCAGUCAAAGUUCUCAACAACUGUGAGAUUUCUAAUUGGGGAUAAAAUAGCACCUGGGAAGCCUGUGCUCCUGAAAGCACAAAUCAUUAAUGAACUGCAGGCAAGGAACUUGGGCAGCGUACCUAGUGAAAAUGUCGGGGAACUGAUAAACAAUUCAGCCGUUCUUGAGCACAAUCCAUCCUCAAAGAAUACAUGUGCAACCUUCAGAAAUAUGUCCAUCAAGAAAAUAAAGAGAGCCGACAGAAAGGGAUCAGAGUCGGUGACAGAAGAAAAAUUUGCCCUUCUGUUCUGCACAGAGAUCGCUAUCACAGGCUGUGACACUCCUUACAGAGUUCAGAUGAUCUCUCACCCUGUGGUUGUCAUUGUUCAUGGCAGUCAAGACAACAAUGCUCUGGCCACCAUUAUAUGGGAUGCUGCGUUUUCAGAACCAGACCGAAUGCCCUUUGUUGUGCCGGACUGUGUGCCCUGGAGGCUGAUGUACAGCACUCUCAACAGUAAAUUCACCUCCGAGGUUCAGACGAAUCAUAAUUUGGACCAAUUCAACCAACACUUUUUGGCCCAGAAGAUAUUUGGCCGGUCUGACUUUACAGAGGACUUCAGCAACAUGAUGGUUUCCUGGUCUCAGUUUAAUAAGGAAGUCCUCCCUGGGCGAACGUUCACCUUCUGGCAGUGGUUUGAGGGAGUGAUGGAGCUGACCAAGAAACAUCUAAAGACCUACUGGAGUGAUGGGCUGAUAUUUGGUUUCAUUGGGAAGCAGCAUAUACACCUGAUUCUUAAAGACAGACCUGAUGGGACAUUCCUGCUUCGCUUUAGUGACUCUGAGAUUGGAGGCAUCACCAUUGCUUAUGUUUCUAAUACUGGUGGAGGGCAGAUGAUCCAGAAUAUCCAGCCAUUCACCAAGAGAGAUCUUGAGAUAAGAAGCCUUGGGGACCGCAUUCGUGACAUUCACGAAAUAAAAGUCUUAUACCCUGAUUUUGCUAAAAAUGAAGUUUUCAAAAAGUUCUACUCAGGGCCUCAGCAGCCACCUGCGACGGGCUAUAUUCCUGUCACUCUCCAAACAAGAGUUGGCACGGAUUCAACACCCCGUGCUGACAAUAUAGAUGCUGAUGAUGGUGGCUUCUCAUUGGGCGCUCCAUCUCCAGCUGGUAGCUCGAACUCACUUGCCGACAAAAGCUUCCAAAUUCCAAAUGACAACGGGAUGGUCGGGACUCAGUUCUCACAGCAGCUCAACCCGCUAGACGAUCAAAAAGAUAUGGAGGGGGACGAUGGCAGUAACGUCUACAAUCCACUGGACAACGGGGUUGUCAGGCCUCAGUUCCAACAGCAGCUCAACCCGCUAGACGAUCAGAAAGAUAUGGAGAGUGAUGAUGGCAGCACCAUCUACAAUGCAAUAGACAACGGGAUGGUGGUGCAGCCGUUCCUACAGCAGCUCAACAGCUUCGGUGUUCCAGAGGAGAGUAACGACGCCACCAACGUCUUCAAUGCAAUCGACAACGGGAUGGGCAGGCAUCAGUUCCCACAGCAGCUCAACAGCUUCUCUGUUCCAGAGCAGGUGGAGAAUGACAACUCCAUAACAAUGGACUUUGGUCUUUUUGAUGAUCCCACAUGUGGUCUCCAGAGCACAAAACACUCAUCAAACCAAAGUUACUCCUAAAGUUUUAACAUUUGACUAAAGUGCAACGUUUCAAUAGACUUUCAUCAUGUUUUCAACACCUAUGGUUUGAUCUAAUUUGUGUGUCUUGUAUUGGUGCAUUGGGCUGUUGCAGUUUAAAAGCUGGAAAUGAUGUCCAACCAAAGCAUAACAGAGUCCCCAAAAAAUAGAAAGGCUUCAUCGUGUACUCUUUGGAAAGGUUUUGUCUCUCUUAUCUGGUGAUAGGUGUGUUCAUGUUCUGUUUUGUUCACUUGGCUUGCAUUUAGGUAAAUUAAUAAACUACUGUUCAGUAAAAAGGGUUAAUGGGUUGUUGUCUUGCAAAAACUAUUAAAUGUUAUCCUCUGUGCUCACUGUAUAUUUUAGUGUUGUUCUUGUAUAUCAUUUUCUUUUGUUUUUUUUAAAGCCUGGCCAAGCAUGUGUCACAGCACAGUCUUUUUGUAAUGUGUUGUAUGCAUGGUAAAUAAUCCAGGUAACAUACAGGCAAUAAAAAGAUAUUUCAUGAUUGUUGACUGUAAAUCUGUACCAUAUUCACAUGGGAGAAAAUAGCAGAAUGGGUGAAGCUGGUGGGAAUAAUAUAGGUUUAAUCUAUUAGACCUGUAAUAUUUAGUUCCCUUCUCUAAACAUGUCAUAACAACACAAAUAUUAAAAGUUUUCAAAAAUGCCAGUGAUAAAAUCAGAAUUGAUUAAAAAUGAAAGACUUACAGAUAACUUAUUUUCCACGUGUUUCGAAGUAUAAGCAUUGUGCCUUUAUGUAUUUAAUAAAUACCAACAGCAGAUAUAUGAGAAAAAAGUAUAGUGUGUUUCCCACCAAAAGUAUUCAAAUAUAGAACAAUAUUUAGUUUUCCUGUUUCAUAGUACCUUAUAAAUGUGUCCUUUUUUGUUGCCUUUAUUUGCAUCUUGAUAAAGGAUGUUGUUUUAAUGAAUGUUUAAAACUAAAAAUAAUUUGACUUUUGAUAUAAGCUUUUUACUACCUACCAUCAGUUUUAUGCAUGUAAUGUUAUAACACUGUGUUGGACACUGUUGUCUUAUAUAUUGUUUGAUAUAAUAUCUUACUGUGAUAACCAAUAAAAGUUUAUGGUUCUCAAAAUGAAAAAAUGUGUGGGUUUAUGAUUCCUUGUCCUCUAAGUCAAGUUUCUUACAGCACCGCACAGUCUUUACAGCAGCGUCCAACAGGUGAACUGAAACUUUACCCACGUGCAGAAGCUCAUGGCUUGCUCACGUUUAAGAGGUAAAAAUUAUUUCAUAAUAUAGCUGUUGCGUGUAUUGAGUUGCUUACAACCCACAUAUAGCCAAAAGAACACAGACAAAGAGGAAAUUGCAAAUUUAAAUUUUUUUGGGAUUUUUUGACAUAUAAAAAUAAUAAAUCAUAUGCAAUAUAAUUAGAAAGUUAUGCCUGUUAUAACAUUGGCUGUUUAUCAGCUGAAACCAUAUUGACAUGGUUGGCCUUACUUUACUAAUAGCCAAAGAAGAGACAUUGGAUAGCUCAAUUCAU
This is a messenger RNA of Menidia menidia (Atlantic silverside), 4678 nucleotides long. The record is from the annotation of a GenBank genome assembly. Lineage: Eukaryota; Metazoa; Chordata; Actinopteri; Atheriniformes; Atherinopsidae.